Messenger RNA from Chanos chanos (milkfish), 1335 nucleotides. RefSeq names its product zic family member 2 (odd-paired homolog, Drosophila), a (gene ptprjb.2). Gene Ontology annotation, cellular component: nucleus. Gene Ontology annotation, molecular function: DNA-binding transcription factor activity, RNA polymerase II-specific; RNA polymerase II cis-regulatory region sequence-specific DNA binding. The record is from RefSeq and is a predicted model, not a curated record. NCBI's taxonomy places the organism in Eukaryota, Metazoa, Chordata, Actinopteri, Gonorynchiformes, Chanidae. The coding region runs from base 1 to 1335 and encodes 444 amino acids. Gene Ontology annotation, biological process: regulation of transcription by RNA polymerase II. The transcript has 3 exons.
AUGUUACUGGAUGCUGGUCACCAGUUCCCCGGCUUGGGAGUUGGCACGUUUGCCAGACAUCACUCAGCAAGCGAGAUGCAGGACAGAGACUUGAGUUUAGCACAAAAUAGCUUCGUCGACUCGGCACAUAUGGGCGCUUUUAAACUGAAUCACGAUCUCUCUCCUGGACAGAGCUCGGCUUUCACUUCUCAGGCACCAGGUUACCCUGCUGCGGCUUUGGGGGCGCAUGCAGCUCAUGUCACAUCGUACGCGAGUUCUCCUUUCAACUCAACAAGGGACUUUCUCUUUCGAAGCCGCGGUUUCGGGGAGUCAUCUCCAGCGAGCAGCCAGCAUGCGAUAUUCGGCCCCACAGCAGGGUCUCUUCAUCACACCCAUACAGACGGUCAAGGCCACAUUUUGUUCCCUGGGAUCCACGAUCAGCAUGGGUCCCACAGCUCUCCCAACGUACUCAACGGGCAGAUGCGACUUGGACUACCGGGGGAGGUUUUCGGGAGAUCCGAUCAAUACCACCAGGUAUCCAGCCCCAGGACCGACCCUUACUCCGCCGCACAACUACACAACCAGUAUGGCUCUAUGAAUAUGAACAUGGGGAUGAACAUGGCAGCGCAUCAUCACCACCCCGGUGCCUUCUUUCGCUACAUGAGGCAACAGUGUAUCAAGCAAGAACUCAUCUGCAAAUGGAUCGACCCAGAACAGCUCAGCAAUCCCAAAAAGAGUUGUAAUAAAACUUUCAGCACCAUGCACGAGUUGGUCACCCAUGUGUCCGUGGAACACGUCGGAGGACCCGAACAGAGCAACCACGUCUGUUUCUGGGAAGAGUGUGCUCGGGAAAGCAAGCCGUUUAAAGCUAAAUAUAAAUUGGUCAAUCACAUUCGAGUGCACACGGGGGAAAAGCCUUUCCCUUGCCCGUUCCCUGGAUGUGGUAAAGUCUUCGCACGAUCAGAAAAUUUGAAGAUACACAAGAGAACACAUACAGGAGAGAAACCAUUCCAGUGUGAGUUUGAAGGCUGCGAUCGACGUUUUGCUAACAGCAGUGACCGAAAGAAGCACAUGCACGUUCACACUUCAGACAAGCCUUAUCUUUGCAAAAUGUGCGACAAAUCAUACACCCAUCCCAGCUCUCUUCGGAAGCACAUGAAGGUUCAUGAAUCUUCCCCUCCAGCGUCUGACUCGUCGCCCGCAGCCAGCUCCGGUUACGAGUCCUCGACACCCCCCGGCCUGGUUUCCCCCUCCACUGAGACCCAAAGCAACAACAAUCUGUCGCCCGCGUCAGCGGUUCACAAUAACAACGGCCACAGCAGUCUAUCGUCUAAUUUCAGUGAAUGGUAUGUGUAG